AUGGCUUCACUGAGAAGAGUCAAAGUGCUGCUGGUGUUGAACUUGAUUGCCGUGGCUGGCUUCGUGCUCUUUCUGGCCAAGUGCCGGCCCAUAGCGGUGCGCAACGUAGACGCCUUCCAUGAGAUCCGGCCGCGCGCUGAGGUUACCAACCUCAGCGCGCACAGCGCCAGCCCUAUCCAGGAUGCGGUCCUGAAGCGCCUCUCGCUGCUUGAGGACAUAGUGUACCGGCAACUGAAUGGCUUAUCCAAAUCUCUUGGACUCAUCGAAGGUUAUGGUGGGCGAGGGAAAGGGGGUCUUCCUGCUACCCUUUCCCCAGCUGAAGAGGAAAAAGCCAAAGGGCCCCAUGAGAAGUAUGGCUACAAUUCCUACCUCAGUGAAAAAAUCUCACUGGAUCGUUCCAUUCCGGAUUAUCGUCCCACAAAGUGCAAGGAGUUGAAAUACUCCAAGGACCUGCCCCAGAUUUCUAUCAUAUUCAUCUUUGUGAACGAGGCCCUGUCAGUGAUCCUGCGGUCGGUCCACAGUGCCGUCAAUCACACGCCAACACAUCUGCUGAAGGAGAUCAUCCUAGUGGAUGACAACAGUGAUGAAGAGGAGCUGAAGGGCCCCUUGGAGGAGUAUGUCCACAAACGUUACCCCGGGCUGGUGAAGGUGGUGCGCAAUCAGAAGAGAGAAGGCCUGAUCCGGGCCCGCAUCGAGGGCUGGAAGGUGGCCACAGGCCAGGUCACCGGCUUCUUCGAUGCCCAUGUGGAAUUCACUGCAGGCUGGGCUGAACCAGUCCUAUCCCGAAUCCAGGAAAACCGGAAGCGAGUGAUCCUCCCUUCCAUUGACAAUAUCAAGCAGGACAACUUUGAGGUGCAGCGGUACGAGAACUCAGCCCACGGGUACAGCUGGGAGCUGUGGUGCAUGUACAUCAGCCCCCCGAAAGACUGGUGGGAUGCCGGAGACCCUUCUCUCCCCAUCAGGACACCAGCUAUGAUCGGAUGCUCCUUCGUUGUUAAUAGGAAGUUCUUCGGUGAAAUUGGUCUUCUGGAUCCUGGGAUGGAUGUGUAUGGAGGAGAAAAUAUCGAACUGGGAAUCAAGGUGUGGCUGUGUGGGGGCAGCAUGGAGGUUCUGCCCUGCUCACGGGUGGCCCACAUCGAGCGGAAGAAGAAACCCUACAACAGCAACAUCGGCUUCUACACCAAGAGGAAUGCCCUGCGGGUGGCAGAGGUCUGGAUGGACGAUUACAAGUCACACGUGUACAUAGCGUGGAACCUGCCCCUGGAGAAUCCAGGAAUUGACAUUGGUGAUGUCUCUGAAAGAAGAGCGUUAAGGAAGAGCUUAAAGUGUAAGAAUUUCCAGUGGUACCUGGACCACGUUUACCCAGAAAUGAGAAGAUACAACAAUACCAUGGCAUACGGGGAGCUCCGCAACAACAAGGCAAAAGACGUCUGCCUGGACCAGGGCCCGUUGGAGAACCACACAGCAAUACUGUACCCGUGCCAUGGCUGGGGACCGCAGCUGGCCCGCUACACCAAGGAAGGCCUACUACACCUGGGUGCUCUGGGGACCACCACGCUGCUCCCUGACACCCGCUGCCUGGUGGACAACGCCAAGAGCCGCCUCCCUCAGCUGCUUGACUGUGACAAGGUCAAGAGCAGUCUGUAUAAGCGCUGGACCUUCAUCCAGAAUGGAGCAAUCAUGAACAAGGGGACAGGACGCUGCCUGGAGGUAGAGAACCGAGGCCUGGCAGGCAUCGACCUCAUCCUCCGCAGCUGCACUGGACAGAGGUGGACAAUUAAGAACUCCAUCAAGUAGCAGGAGGGAAUGGGGUCACCUGGAAGCAUGGCCACC
Molecule: messenger RNA, 1833 nt
Organism: Chrysochloris asiatica (Cape golden mole)
Lineage: Eukaryota; Metazoa; Chordata; Mammalia; Afrosoricida; Chrysochloridae
Gene: GALNT17
Product: Williams-Beuren syndrome chromosome region 17
Exons: 11
Coding region: 1-1797 (598 amino acids)
Cellular component (GO): Golgi apparatus
Source: RefSeq, a predicted model, not a curated record